Messenger RNA from Chiloscyllium plagiosum (whitespotted bambooshark), 8121 nucleotides. It is a transcript of the gene ptar1, whose product is annotated as protein prenyltransferase alpha subunit repeat containing 1. Gene Ontology annotation, molecular function: protein prenyltransferase activity. Gene Ontology annotation, biological process: protein prenylation. The record is from RefSeq and is a predicted model, not a curated record. Gene Ontology annotation, cellular component: cytoplasm. NCBI's taxonomy places the organism in Eukaryota, Metazoa, Chordata, Chondrichthyes, Orectolobiformes, Hemiscylliidae.
AAAAUGGGUGGCCAUUCAGCUCAUCCUGUCUAGUCUGACAUUCUUAACAUCCAGCAGAUGCUUGGAUUUGAAUUUCGAGCUUCCAUCUUAGAGGCACGGUGAUACCUGUGACACAAGACAUGUCAGAAUCCCCAGGGCAGGGUUUGCAACCGGGUGCUGAAGGUAGACCUCUGCACCUUUCUGCUGCCCCGCUUUGUGUCUGUGUUUCAAGAACUUUUCAGUUCUCCCUUUGCGCCUUCUCCCUAAAAAAAAAUACAAAAUAAAUGUUUGUCAUGCCCCGGAAGUGUUGCUGCAGCCGGCGAGUUGAAUGAGGAAGAUGGCAGAGUCGGAAGAGGAGGUGGACGUUUUGGUUCAAAGGGUUGUCAAAGACAUCGCCAACGCGUUCAGGAGGAACCCCAACAUUGAUGAAAUUGGAUUGAUUCCAUGUCUUGAAGCCCGGUACAAUCGGAGUCCUAUAGUUUUUGUUGAAAAUAAGCUUGGUGUGGAAAGCUGGUGUGUUAAGCUCCUUCUACCCUGUGUCCAUAGCAAACUUGUUCUCUAUAGGCAACGAAAGCUGUGGUUAGACAGAGAUGCACUGACUGAUCUCACUUGUACUCUGCUGCUUCUAAAUCCAGACUUCACAACUGCCUGGAAUGUCAGAAAGGAACUGGUGCAGUUGGGAGCUUUAGAUCCAUUUAAGGAUUUGUAUCUCGGAAAAUUGGCCUUAACAAAGUUCCCUAAAAGUCCAGAAACUUGGAUUCACAGGCGUUGGGUAUAUCAGAAGGUUGUUCAAGAAGCCUGUCUUCCCAAUUUGAGGAAUAACGCCAACCUGGGAGUUCUGUCAACUGAACAAAUGCAUCGAAUAAUCCAGGAUGAGAUGGCAGUCUGCACUGAUGCUGCUGGCAGGUACCCAAGCAAUUACAAUGCCUGGUCCCAUCGCAUUUGGAUCCUUCAGCAUGUAGCAAAGUGCAAUCUUAAGAUCCUCCUUGACGAAUUGUCCAACACCAAGUACUGGGUGUCCACCCAUGUCUCUGACCACAGCGGUUUCCAUUAUCGCCAGUUCCUGCUGAAGUCUGUGGCGGGCAGUUCGAGAAAUGCAGCCAUUGCAAACGCUGGGGGUCUUGCGAGGAAGUCCUCAAGUAAAGACCUUUGUGCCAGUCAGUCCACACCUGUGAAGGAGGAGGGCGCGUCAGCAGAGACGUACACCGUAGACGUGCCCCUCAUGAUUGAAGAGGAAAUGGAGCUUUGCACUGACCUCAUUGAGUCAUACCCAGGCCACGAAGCUCUGUGGUGUCACAGGAGGUGUGUUUUCUACCUUUGGCAUUGCUGGAACAGAGAGCGUCUUCAGGUCCUGUCUGAUCCCAACAAGAGGAGCGAUGGAACAGUGGACAAUGUUCAGAUGGCCACUUCGGACAGUUACUCCUUUCAAGGCAUGGAUGUUGAUGGUGUGGCUGACACAGCCAAGCAAGGCUAUACGCAGGAAACCAAGCGCCUCAAACGUGGCCCUUCACUAGACUUGAACAGCUUGCUGGAAGAACACCGAUUCAUUGAUACAAUCCUAGCCAAUUGCACUAAUAUAGAGCAAGCCAGAUUUGCUAGUGCUUACAGAAAGUGGUUAGACAUAGCUAUAGGUCAGUAGUUGAGUCUAAUUCAGAUGUUUUUAAAUUGGUCUUAAAUCCCAUUCCCUAACACAAACACUCACUCACAUUAUUCUGGUUUAAGCAGCUAUGUUGCAUGGCACCUUUUUUAAAGGCAACAUUCAUACUUUGUGUUCAAUUUAAAGGGUGUACUCACUGGAACUUUUUUUUAAUAAAGCUAUGUUUUAUGGAGGUUUGUUCAACAGAAGUGAACUUGCAAAUUGAAAUGUUACACAUUUUCAAAUCUCAAUGUUAGAGAGGGACUUCUCACUUUAAGUAUGGAAAUAUGUCUAACUUUGUGCAUUACCCAUUUUUAUCUCUAUGCUUAAGUGAUUAAUCAAAUGGCUUUUUCUUGGUAAAUGUAACUGUGAAAAUUGGUUAUUUUCCACACCUCCCAAGCAAGAAAUCAGACUUGGCAAUUUUUUGUUUUUUUUGGUUUGGUUUAAUCCCAUCUGAAUAUAUGAAGGUUUAGUUAACUCAUCACCGUUCUAUUUACAUACGUAAUAAAGAAUGGUUCUUGUUCAGGAGUUGAUUUUGGAUAAUGAAAUAAGUAGGCAACAUGUGACUCAACUACAAACCCAACUCCCUUGCUGAAUUCAAUGCCUAACUUGCAUUGUGAACAGUCUCAACUGAAAAUUGUUGGGCAAUCUGGAUAGAGUAUUGGCUAUGUAACUGACAACAUAGCAUUUGGAUAUAUGGGUCUUUUUUUCCAGUUGAGAAACUAUGACUAGUCAGAUCAUACAAGCACUUGAGUAUCUGAUUUACAGUCUGUAUCAAUGACUUGAAUGAAAGAAGUGAGCAUACCGAAGCCAGUCUCGGGGUUGGUACAAAAGUUGGGCAGGCAAGCAAAUUGUGGAGGACGGAAGAGUUUGCGAUGUGAUAUAGAUCGGAUAAGUGAAUGAGCAAAUACUUGGUAGGAGGAAUAUUAAUGGAGGUUCUCUUAUUGGAAUAUUUGAUGGAAUUCUCAACCCAGGGAGAGAUGUAGAGAUUAGGGCCUGGAAGAUAUUCAAGGCUGAAUUGUCAGAUUUAUAACCUGUAAGGAAGAUGGGUUUUAUGGGACAUAGGCAAGAAGGAAUAUCUGAGAUGGAGAUCAAGUCUUAUUGAAUGGCGGAGCAUUUGAGAGACCAUAUGCUCUACCAUUUUGUGUUUUCUAUUUCUUUCCUCUUUUAAUCCUACACAGAUGUGACUUUUUAAACACUAAGUCAGGUCAGCAUGUUGAAUGUUGAGAUUUGGAGGGGGUGGGGGGGGGAGAAAACUAAUCUAUCCAGGUAAUCUGUUGCUGCAGCAGUCCAGUGAACAGUAAGUGCCUCAUUAUAGAACAGUAUGGUGCUCGUGUUGGAUCCAUUAUACGUGGCAUCUAAGUCUCCAAUUUCAUUCUUCUUUUCUCCCCUGUUCAGCACACCUUUGCUAAUGCCUGUAAAGCUGAUAUAUCUGGUCUUGUUCAAAGCGGGACUCAAUCAAAUAUGGCAAGGAUUGAAAAGAAAAGCUAUUAUUGAAUAAAGGGUUGCAGUUUGCUGAUGCUUUAGCUGCAGGGCAGAAAUUCAAGGGGACUAAGGUGUAGAGAGUCUGCCCUCUCCCCUCUCUUCUUCUAGCUCCCUCCCCCUGACUUGAAAUUCAGUGAUAAACUGACAGACACAGCACCUCAGGACUGCAGCUAGAUCCCUGGACCCAUGUCAGUUGCUGUAUAUUGUGUGUGUGUGUGGUUCCCUCCCUGCAAAGGGCAGCCUCCACAAAUAAUAGCCCCUUUCUUCCAGCCACUUUAUAAACUUUCCAAAACACGGGCUUCCCAUCUCUGCCCGUGUCUUAUUUGCACAACCAUAUUAUGGUAUUGGUAAAGUAACAUUGGGAUCAGUUUGAGUUCUUCGCAACCUCCAUUAUUUACUUAUUUGUGUGUGGUCGACUUUAGGUUCCCAUCUGGUUUUAUGGUGUUGCGCCUGGAGUUGUUGGCACUGUUGUUGUGAGCUGGGUACUCCCAAAGCUAUUUUACAUAUCCCCCUCCCCACCCCCAUCAAAAUCAAACCAACAGGGCCAUGUAAUAUCCGAUGUGGUCUUUUUGUCGUCAUCCUUCCAAGUGGGACACAUCCCAACCAAUGAAACGGGAAAACAAGCAAUCACUUGUAGUGUACGGAUCCAGUUUAAUGAGCUUAAAGCACAAUCUUAAAGGAACCGUGUUAUCUACAAUUUUCCCUCCUGUCCAUUAAAAUCUAAGUGCAGCAGAAUUAGAGUGAAACAGCAGGGAGGGGGAGGCCAUUCUCCUGCCAUAACUGUCCUGUGCUUUUGAAGAAACCAUCCACUUAGUCCCAUUCUACUUUUCCCCAUUGCCCUGAUAAACACUUGAAGGAGGAAAAAAGACAAUUCCCCUGUGAAUUUUCUUUGAAUCUACUUUCAUUACCCUUCCUGACUAUGCAGUCUAGGGCAUCAAAAUUGUAACCUGUAUGGAAAGAGAACUUCCCUCAUAUCCCUCUCUUUUCUGUUUACAUUCGACUCCUAAUUUGACCAGUGACAUCUCCAUUACUAAUAUUAAAUAUGUUUGUUCUCCUAAACGUUUUAAAGUUUGUUGAGUUUUGUUUCAACUUGUACAUUAAACGCAAAGCUCACUCUCACAAGAGUGCUAAAUACAAACUCCGAUUUCAAAUUCUUUCAAAGGAGACAGGUUCUUCCAACAGCAGAUGUUAUUUUGCGCCAUUUAUAAUAUAAGAAUAUAGUUGUAGCUUGUGUCUUGUACAAAACCAUCCUCCCAUCGUUUUUUUAUUCAUAUUAGCAGGUCAUUUCAGUGAACAAGUAUGGUUUUAGUUUGAACAUGAGCAAAUACAAUUCCCUGACGAUGUAACUGCUUAUGAGAUUGAUUCUCACUUUGCUUUCUCUGUCCUGUGAAAACAAUAUACCAUAGCCUAGUUCCAAUAACACGUAGCCUUAUUGUUUAAAUCAUUGGAAUUAUUGUGCUGUGAAGUAAAUUGUCUUUAUCUUGAGUGUUGCUGAAAAAAGACAUUUGCUGAGGCUUUUUGUAAUAUAGUUGUUGACAGUUCUCAAGAAAUAUUAAAGGGGAAAUGCCAUACUGUAUGAAAGGAGAGUACCGAUUGUUGGUAAGUGAUUUCUAGUAGAGGCAUUACCCUAGAGAAUGUACUAGUUAAAUGAUGACUGUCAGAACCCACCAUUCCUAGCUUAAACUCAAAACUGUGUCCAACAUUAGAUGUGAUUCCAUGAGUGGAUAACAAUUAAUAAAUACUCCUGUCGGUGUGAAGAUUUUGCUGAAACUAAUAUAGGAUUGUCAUUUGAGCAUGCAGUGUGAUGCACUUGUGUGUACUGGAAGCUACACAAAUUAAAAUACAGGAUUUUGUACUUAUUGUUGGAAAGAACAUGUAAUAUGUACAUCAGUUUCAAUACUCUGACAAUUAUGUGACAGCUUUCUAUGGUUCGUUGAACAAGGUGUUGCCCUGAGAAAUCAGACAACCUGCCUGAUUUAAAAUUUCAGUAAAGCUUGGUAAUUAACUGCCAGUCAUCAUCAAACUUGCGUUCACCUUGGCACUAUCCUUACCAAUCAGAUUCCACUUAACAACUGAUCAUGCUUCUCUCACACAGUAUGAGCAUUGUUUCCAUCACCUUGUUGCUUCUUACAAACUGUCCUAAUAAAUAAAGUUGAAAACCUUAAAAAAAAAAGUAUUUUCAGCAGUACUCAAGUUCAUAACCCUUUUGGACUAUAGCUAUCCAGAUGUUAGGAUUACUAACAGGACGGUUGAACAUAAAGAUGUGUGGAUUAAAUUAGUGUGGUGCACUUUAAAGUUAGUCCAAUUUACAAAUUUGCUUUGUUUUAAAUUGUAAUUGUACAGUUUAUUUUACAAUACAACACAAGUACGAGAAAUGGGAACAAGAAUAGAUCAUGCAGUUUGUCAAGCCUGCUCUGUCAUUUAGAAUGAUUGUGACUGAUGUGAGCUUUGACUCACUUUCCCACUGAUUCCCCAUAACUACCAUUGAAGAAAAAUCCCUCUAUCCCAACCUCGCAUUCAAUCUUUGACAAAGCAUUCCCAAAAGCUAAUAUAGAGACUUUCAAGCGUUCCUACUGCGCUGAAAGAAUUAAUUUCUCCUUUUUAUAUCAGUCCUGAAUAGUUGCCCCCUUUCCCUGGGACUGUAUCCCUGUGUUUUAGAUUCCUGACCAGCCAAGUUACCUCUAUGCUGCAUCCUUUUCAGAAUCUUGUAUGCUUCAAUAAGAGUGCUUCUUCUAGACUCCAGAGAUUACAGACUCAAAACAAAUGCAUAAUCUGAAGGUGGCCAUUAAAUUGUUUAUGUGAAAAGAGAAAGCAAAUGUUUAGGUUGACUCUGCGGAUGUUCUUCUGUCUCAAAAGUAGCAAGAAUAAAUUGUACAACACUGCAAGGUGCAUGAGUAGAAAGUGCUGGUGCAAUGACAGCAUCAUGACUGCUUCAGUGUCAUUGAAAUGUGACAUGGAUAAUAGAGUUCACAGCACUAACAUUGCACCCACUGAAAGUUCAACAUCGAUAUACUCAGCAUAUUUUUAGUACAGACACUAUCUUUGAUAUAUAACUUGAAUAUAGUGUGUAUAUGCUUUAAAAUAGAAAAUGCAUUAAUGCCAGACCAGUUAAGUGUUUCCAGCAUUUACCCUUUUAUAUAUUUCAGGUUUCCAGCAGUAUUUUGCUUUUGUAGUAAUUUUUGUUUGUGACCCUUCUAUAGGAUUACUACUUGAAACACAACUCUACAGCAAAUUAAUCUUCCCCCAAAAAAUGUUUUCAGGGAACAUUUUCUUACAAAUAUCAUCUGUUCUGCACAUCUGUAGGAAUAUCUAAAUGGAUUGUUUUAAAGUUGCCCUCACGUUUGACUUUCUUUAAUUUCUGUAAGAUAUUGUGAGCCAUGUGUGGUCCCUCUGUGUGCAAUUUCUGAAGACAUACUAAAAUGGUAAAAUUGUUUUUGUUUGUACAGAUCUUUAAGAUAAUAAAGAAGCAAUAUUGAAAUAAAUCUCACUUUAGUACUGUAACAAAAUUGGUAACUGAUCUUGGCAGCUUUAUGGCAUUAAGUUGUGCAUUAUAUAGUCACACAGUUAUUGCUGGAUAAUGAUGCGCAUUAUUUUGCCUGUUGAAAGAUGGCAGAUUUGUCUUUCAUUGGAAUUUAUAUUUGAGUGGGCUUUCCACAGUGCCAGUUGUAUUGAAAAGUUAAUUCUAAGGUUGAUGCACGCCUAUUAGUGAAUUUAAUUGCUUUUUCAACUUCUGCUAACUUUCAAAGAGUUGUGUAUUUCUUUUAUGGCCUUCCUGCAAAUAUCAGUGCUCUUAUCCAUGUGGGUAACUCCUACAGGGCUAGGGAAGCGGGCAAACUAGGAAGAGUGGCCAAAUAUAGUUUGGAUCCUUUUACAUAAAGAGGAAGAGGGAUGUUUAUAGUUAAAUUAGCGCAGAUUGUUUGAAGCAGGUAUUCUGGUUCUAGGGACUAAAACAAAUUACUGAAAACAUUCUGCAGGUAAGGCAGGAUCUGUGGAGAGAGAAACAACAUUAAUAAUGUUGUUGAUAAUUUUCAUGUUAGAACUUAAGAGGUUGGAUGUAACCGGUUUUAAGGUUAAGAGUGAAUAAAAGGUGUUAAAGAACAAAAGGCCUUGGUAAAUAUCAUCUAAAAUGUAAGUUUGGAUGACAGGAGAUAUUAAUUGAGAGAAAGAAUGGUACUGCAAGGCAAAAAGGGAUGGUAAUGGGACAAAAAAAAAAUGAAAGACAGAACCAGAGGAGCUGCUUUCUCGAAUAAAAUGGAAGCAGAGGUUAUGAUUCAAAUGGAACCUGAUACUGAGGCUCAAGGCUAAAUGCUUGAUUGGAAGGUUAGCAUUAGUGUUGCCUGGGGACCAAUAGGAAAAAGGAUAUUGUAUUUUCCAUAAGAUACAAAGUUACAAAAAUGUAGUUUUCAUUCAAACCACUUUUUUGAACCUUGUUCAUACUUAGAACUUAACAAAUACAGUUAAUAGAGGAAAGGUUCAUGAAACCGUUUUGGAACAGUUGAAAGAAGAUGGUUUUAGAACUUAUUUUGGUGGUUUGCUGUUUGAAUAACUAAUUCAAGUCAAAGAAGAGAAAAUAGGAUCUUUAUUUUAAAUUAUCCAUUGGAGCAAAAGUUUCCAUUCUGACCUGUUUAGUUGUACCAACUUCAUACAAGAAAUCCUGGCAACUAAAUAGGUUCUCUGUAUGUUUUAGUAAUACUGCAUGCUAGCUGUGUUCCAGUACAUAAAGACAGAAAAUUCUGUAGAAACAGCCUCAAGACACAAUAGUCCUAUGCAAGAGGUUUUGUUCUAGCUAUCAUUGUGUUUGUGCCAUUGAGUAGCACAGAAUGCUAUUGUGCUGCUGUCAAAAUUAGUAUUGUUACAUGGCAAUGACAUUUGUUAUUUAUUAUUAGGUGUGUUUUAUACCUGUACACAGAUUUCAAAUCCAUAUUUGGAAAGUGAUGUAGUUAUUACGUUGGAUUGUAAAUUAACUUUCUAUUUAUUCUGUAGUGGAGAUGCUUUUAAUAAAAUGUUCUCUGUAUGAUUUA